Molecule: messenger RNA, 1875 nt
Organism: Arabidopsis arenosa
Lineage: Eukaryota; Viridiplantae; Streptophyta; Magnoliopsida; Brassicales; Brassicaceae
Source: the annotation of a GenBank genome assembly
GCAAAGGGAACGAAGCUUCUUUCUUCUGUUUCUUCGACAUUGUCUCCGAGAGCUGUCUUAAGUUGGUAGCUCCACAGUUGCUGUUCUGCUUCAGCACCAUUAUCAUCGAAUGUCUUUAGAUAGUGCUUUAGGUCAUAAGCUCAAGAAAAGGCUGAAGCUUUCAUCACUUAGCUCCAAUCCUUCUUAUAAAGGAAGGAGUAGAUCCAUUACUCAACGCAGUGAUGAUGACACUAACUCUCGGAAGACUAGUAAGACUACGGUUUCCUAUUUGAAGAAGAAGAGGGUCUACCCCAAUAAGGCUGAGCAUAACCAUGUGAACGAAAUCCCACGCACCAUGUGGGCUGCCUCAAAGAGAAACCAACGGUCUACUUCUAGUUUUAAGACCUCUACUGAUGCUGCAACAAGUGUGUUUAAAACAAAGUCACCGAGGGGAGAUGAUGCUACUCGAAAGAGCUACAGGAAGAGAGAUGAUUUGGAUAAUAAUGCAGAUGUGAGCCGAAGGAAAAGCUCAGAUGUGCAGUCUUUUAAGGCUAGAAAACAAGCGUUUUCAGAGAAGAGAGUUGUGGGAGAUGGUUCAGAUAUUCAGGAGGAUAAACCAAGGAAGAGAAAGAGGAUACGACUGGAUCCCUAUGAUACCUCAAAUAAAAGAAUAGAUGACGAUGUCGUUCUUGAUGAAGGCCUUAGAGUAAAGAACAAAAAAGAUGCAGUGAAAAGUGUAGAAAUGUCGAAAAAUGCACAGUUUCGUGCAAUUCAGCCUAGUCAUUCGAUCCUUUCCUAUGUGGAAGAAAAUCUGUUGGGGCGUAGACGUUUAAUUGAGCUAAAGAAGGCCGGCUACAACACAGAGCUUCCUGCUCCAUUAGAUAAUAUUCCUCAGUCAACCAGCACAGAGAGAGAACGUAUAGAAGAAAGUGUAUUUAGGAAUAAACUGGAAUUCUUUGCUGCUGCAAAUGUUUCAUCUUCAUUUCCACCUCCUGAUGUACCUGAAAUUGCAUUUGCAGGAAGGUCAAAUGUUGGCAAAUCGUCUCUGCUAAAUGCCCUUACCAGACAGUGGGGUGUUGUAAGAACAUCUGACAAACCGGGACUGACCCAGACCAUCAAUUUCUUUGGUCUUGGUCCGAAGCUUCGCCUUGUUGAUUUGCCAGGCUAUGGCUUUGCCUUUGCAAAAGAUGAAGUUAAGGAAGCAUGGGAAGAUCUUGUAAAGGAAUAUGUUUCGACAAGAACUAGUCUGAAAAGGGUAUGCCUCCUUGUUGACACCAAAUGGGGUAUGAAGCCAAGAGACCAGGAACUUAUUAAUCUAAUGGAGAGAUCGAAUACAAAGUAUCAGAUAGUCUUAACCAAGACAGAUGUGGUUUUUCCAAUGGAUGUGGCACGUCGGGCAAUGCAAAUCGAAGAGAAGUUGAAGGCAAACAGAUCAAUUGUCCAGCCUCUGAUGAUGGUGAGCUCAAGAUCAGGAGCAGGCAUAGGAAGCUUAAGAACUGCCCUUGCUAAAAUUGCAAAAUUAGCGACUCUCGCUGGGUUCUUCGUCCUCCAGAAGCUCAACUCUACCUCUGACGAUCCUCUCGACGAUUCCUUCACCGACGCUGAACCCGCCGACGACGACUCAGUCUCCGGAUUCUCCAAGGUGGGAAUGGCAAUGAAGUCUGGAUUUUGGACAUGCGUUGACAUGGCAAGUGGUCGCUAUCUCUGGAACAAUCUCUCUUCUGUUUCCAAACGCUCUUCUUGAGUUUUGUUACUCUCUUCUAUGUCUCUCUGUCUCUAUUGUCUGUAACUGUGUAAUUGAAUUGCAAUGGACAGCACCAAAUUCACAUAUUGUCUCUGUACUGUACUAUAGAUCUUGUCUUCACUACUAAAUUUCAAUAAAGUCCAAGUCUUUAU